AUGGCGUCGGCUCCUAUAUCCGGCUCUCUUUACCCUCGAGGGCGCGAACAAUGGCUUCAGGUCCUACGGGCAACUCUUCGAGAAUGUACCUACCUCCCUGAUCCCAUCGCGCGGGCCUACACGUCUGGUUAUGUCCUCGACCGAUAUCGACAAGCAAAGAAGCAGGCAAAGAAAUCGCAUAUCACCGAAGCUGAUCGUGCUCGCAAGGCCAGAAAAGGCCUAUCAUUGCUUCGGAGAGCAAAUGAAGGAUAUCAAAGCCCCCUGGAGAAAGUCUUGCAUUCUGCAUACGGGCGCAUUGGAGAACAACGUCACACAUUUUUAAAUCGUUUACUCGACCAUGAUAUCCCAACCGACGCCAAAUCACUGGAGAAAUUGGUCCAUGGACCCUCGAUAUAUCAAGAUGGCUGGGAACCUCCAGCGAUCAUUAUGAGUCUUAUGAAGUCACAAAUGAACAAUGGCCACCUUUCAACUAAAAGUGUUCGGCCGAGCGUGAAGAGCCUCCAGCCAAAUAUUCCCGAGCACAACAGCUGGGGGACUACUCUCAGUCCUACGCGCCGCAUAAAUAUGCGUAGGAAGUGGUAUACCGAUACAUUGAACUGUUUACUACCACCAUUACCGGAUCACGAAUUGACCAUUUUGGACGGCUUAAUUUCAGGUACGUUGCCGUGGGCGCCGGUAAAGCGAAGGAAGAUGGCGUCUCCUCCAGCCACGCAAGAAGGCCACCUUGUGGAGUUCUUGACAGACGGGCCGCAGAAAGGCUGGACAUUUGCCAAAUACGCCGAUGGCCGGCCACAUAAGAUCACCGCGAGAUUUAUGCACCGUCAAUGGCGACGUGUCUCUGCCCUUGUCCCACGAAUGCAGUGGAAUGCGAUAUCUUCGAGGUGGAAUUUUGUCUGGGAUUCUCCAAAAAUUUUACCGCAGUUGAGCUUCAAUUUGGCCGAAGAGGUGGAACCCGACGACAUCUUUGCUUACGAGAAGCAGACUCCUGCAAAGUACCCGCAAAAGGCUGAAAUUCGACUGAAUUCACCUGGUGAACCGAAAAUCUGA
This is a messenger RNA of Penicillium maclennaniae, 1047 nucleotides long. RefSeq lists its product as uncharacterized. The coding region runs from base 1 to 1047 and encodes 348 amino acids. The transcript has a single exon. Lineage: Eukaryota; Fungi; Ascomycota; Eurotiomycetes; Eurotiales; Aspergillaceae. The record is from RefSeq and is a predicted model, not a curated record.